AAGGGCCUUAAGGUCACAUGUGAGCUGCGUGUGAAGAAUCGUGUGGCCACCGUGCGUGUUACGCCGUCUGUUGCUUCUCGUUUGAUCCGCGCCUUGAAGGAGCCGCCGCGUGAUCGCAAGAAGGUGAAGAACAUCAAGCACAACGGCAACAUCCCCUUCACGGAGAUCCUGAAGAUUGCAAAGGAGGCGGCACCCAAUUCCAUGGGCGCCACCAUGAAGGCUGUCGUGAUGGAGGUGCUUGGCACGGCGGUGUCCGUCGGCUGCACCAUCGACGGCGAGAGCCCGCAGGCGAUUCAGGGCAAGGUCCGUGAUGGCAAACUGAAGAUUCCGAACUAA
Molecule: messenger RNA, 336 nt
Organism: Trypanosoma rangeli
Lineage: Eukaryota; Euglenozoa; Kinetoplastea; Trypanosomatida; Trypanosomatidae
Product: 60S ribosomal protein L12
Exons: 1
Biological process (GO): translation
Cellular component (GO): cytosolic large ribosomal subunit; ribosome
Molecular function (GO): structural constituent of ribosome; large ribosomal subunit rRNA binding
Source: RefSeq, a predicted model, not a curated record